Messenger RNA from Wickerhamiella sorbophila, 2391 nucleotides. RefSeq names its product putative dipeptidyl-aminopeptidase B. The record is from RefSeq and is a predicted model, not a curated record. The transcript has a single exon. Lineage: Eukaryota; Fungi; Ascomycota; Dipodascomycetes; Dipodascales; Trichomonascaceae. Gene Ontology annotation, biological process: proteolysis. Gene Ontology annotation, molecular function: dipeptidyl-peptidase activity; serine-type peptidase activity. Bases 1 to 2391 code for a protein of 796 amino acids.
AUGUCUGGUACUUACAGCGCUCUGGACCAGGAAGCAGGAAAUGUUUCAAUAGACCGAGGUUUGGUGAAACGGCGCCGCAACCGGCGAAUCCAGCUCAGCCUACUGGUUCUUCUCGUGUCCUGUAGCGUGACAGCAUUUUUACUGCUAAAUAACUGUGGUUGGCACGACGACUUGUCGUCUGCAAAUUCGGUCUCAUUAGACGCUUUAUUAAAAGGAGAUUAUAGAGCGCGUCACAAAGCUAUUUCUUGGCUGCCCGACGGAAUUGAUGGUGAGUACUUGGAGACCAACGAUGACGAGUGGUUCCUUGCUAAAUGGCCAGCUAGAGAAGCGCGACACAUUGUCAACACUACUAUAACAAUUGAUGGGGUGGCUAGAACUGUGGAGCAUGUUACUCUUAACAAGCAACGUACUCACGCUUUGGUAUCAACCAACCGCCAGUCGAAUUGGCGCUGGUCUGUGUUUGGCCGCUACUGGUCGAUUGAGAUUGACACAGGCAAAAUUGAGCCUUUAAAAGCACCGGGUGAGAAUGCCUAUAUGCUUUCAAUUGCACAGUUCUCCCCCAAAGAGAACAAAGUGGCAUUUGUGCACGAGAGAAACAUCUACGUCAAAGACAUCGACAGCGGCGAGACCAUACAGGUAACUACUGAUGGCGGAGCAAAUAUUUUCAAUGGAAUUCCUGACUGGGUCUACGAAGAAGAGGUUUAUAGUGGAGAUUCUGUCAUGUGGUGGUCGCCAAAUGGCCAGUUUUUGGCUUAUCUACGGACGGACGAAACCGACGUUCACACCUAUCCUUUGGAGAUGUUUAUGAACAAAGCACCAGGCUCGCCUGCCCUUCUUUAUCCCCAGAUCUCAGAAAUAAAGUACCCCAAAGCCGGUACGAUAAAUCCAAAGAUCAGCUUGUGGCUUUACGAUGCAGUGUCCAACAACGCAUCCGAAGUUUCUGUUUCCUCUUUCAACGACCGCUUGAUCACCGAGGUUCUUUGGCUUGGUGAUUCAAAUCUUCUUGUCAAGAGCUCAGACAGAGUCAGUGACACUUUGGAAAUCUCUGUUGUUGAUGCAAAGGCUUCGUCCUCCAACGUUGUUCGGACUUUGCAAAGCAAAGGUAGCUGGUUUGAGAUUUCACAAAAUACGCUUCACGUACCAGCAGAUGCUUCUAGGGGCCGUGAGUAUGAUGGGUACAUCGACACUGUUGUUGUAGAUGGAUUCAAUCACUUGGCCUACUUUUCUCCGGCAAAUGCUAGUGAGCCCACCCGUAUUCUCACUAGUGGUAAGUGGGAGCUGGGAGAAGGAUCUUAUCAGGUUAACGUCGCUACGAAUGAGGUUUAUUUUGUUGCAACCAAACGAUCAUCUACCGAACGACAUAUUUACAAGGUUUCGUUGGUCGCUGAGAGCGGAAUUGAGCAAGUCACUCCUGAUGUCGAGGCUGUGUUUUCUGCGUCUUUUACUUCCGAUGGCUCUCAUGCAUUGAUUUCUUACAACGGCCCUUCGAUUCCUUAUCAAAAAGUAGUCAAAUGGGAGGCCAACACCAUUGUUGAUGCUCCGUUCAUUGAAGAAAACAACGAGCUGCGUGAACUGGUCGAGAAACUUCAUUUGGGCGAGGUCAUCUAUACCGAGCUUGAAGUUGAGCCGGGUGUGUUUGUUAACGUUCGUGAAAUAAGACCUUCCUCGUUUUCAAAAUACACGAGACAUCCUGUGCUUUUCUUCAACUAUGGCGGCCCUGGAUCUCAACAAGUGGUCAAAACAUUCACGCUCGAUUUCCAGCGCGUCUUUGCCGAAACACACAAUGCUGUGGUUGUUACGGUUGACCCACGAGGAACAGGUUUCAAAGGCGUAGACUUCAGAUCGGUUGUUCGUGACAAGCUUGGUCACUACGAGUCUCAUGACGUUAUUGCGGUGGCCAAGGACUAUUCAGCAAGGCGUUACAUUGCUCAGGAAACUAUGUCGAUUUGGGGUUGGUCGUAUGGUGGCUAUUUGACCCUCAAGACCUUGGAACAGGAUGGCGGCGAGACCUUCAAAUUUGGUGCUGCCGUUGCACCCGUAACUGAUUUCCGGUUUUACGACUCUAUUUAUACGGAACGGUACAUGCAUACUCCUCAAACGAAUCCUCGUGGAUAUAAUGCAACCGCAGUUUCAGAUGUUUCAUCUCUGGGCAAAUGUACCCGGUUCCUGAUCAUGCACGGCACCGGCGAUGAUAAUGUCCAUCUACAAAAUACUUUAAGCCUCGUUGAUCAAUUAGACGAGAAGUCGAUUGGAAAUUACGACCUUCACUUUUAUCCAGACAGCAACCACGCCAUUUCAUUCCAUAACGCGAACCCGAUGGUCUAUCACCGUUUAGAUCAAUGGCUUUGGCAACAACAUUUCCACGCUUCUAAUCCAGACUUUGAUUUUUGA